This is a messenger RNA of Talpa occidentalis (Iberian mole), 6328 nucleotides long. Its product is annotated as E3 ubiquitin-protein ligase TRIM38-like. Gene Ontology annotation, molecular function: protein binding; zinc ion binding. Bases 163 to 1563 code for a protein of 466 amino acids. Lineage: Eukaryota; Metazoa; Chordata; Mammalia; Eulipotyphla; Talpidae. The transcript is spliced from 7 exons. The record is from RefSeq and is a predicted model, not a curated record.
UGACUGCCGUGUGUGGAGGAGUGCAAAGUCCAGGCCAAGAGAGAAGAUUUCAACACCUGUGCAGGCUCAGAAUCUCAGGUGAGGCUUCUGUCCAUCACUCUGGAAAGUCCUGGCUGAUACACCUCUGCCUAUAGAUACUUAGCAGAACUUUGAGGAAGAGCCAUGGCCUCAUCGCCAGCGAUUAGGAAGAUGAGGGAGGAAGCCACGUGCUCCAUCUGCCAGCAGCUGAUGAAGGAGCCCGUGAGCGUCAACUGUGGGCACAGCUUCUGCCGCCAGUGCAUAGACAAUAUCAUUGGGCAGCAAUAUUUUGUGACAUCUUUUAUUUGGAGGGCUCGCUGUCCCCUGUGCCAAACAUCACUUCAGAGGGAGAGUGUCCGACCCAACAAGCACCUUGAAAACCUCAUUGAGAACAUCCAGGAUUUGGAGCGUGAGAGGCUGUGUGAGGAACAUGGGGAGCACCUCCACCUAUUCUGUGAGGACGACGGGCAGCUCAUCUGCUGGUGCUGUGAGCGCUCCCCCCAGCACAGAGGACACCGCACGGCUCUAGUGGAGGACGUAUGUUUAGGCUACAAGGAGAAGCUCCAAGACGUUGUAACAAAGCUGAAGGAAACUCAAGACCACUGUACCAGUGCGAAGUUGUUCACGGCAGAGCAAAUAACUGCAUGGAAGGAGAACAUAGCGCUUCGGAGACAAGAAAUCAAGUCUGAGUUUUGGAAUCUCCACUGCUUCCUCCAUGAGGAGGAGAGGGCUUAUCUAUGGAGAUUGGAGAAAGAGGAAGAGAAGCUGCUGGGGAGACUGCAGGACAGUGAAGUCAGUCUGGACAAUCAGAGCUAUGAACUGGAGAAGCUCGUCCUGGAACUAGAGAAGAAAUGUCAGGGCUCAGCCCAGAAUUUAUUGCAGGGUGUGAAAGACACAUUAAACUGGUAUUCAGAUGUGAAGCUGAAAUUGCCAGAGAUCUUCUGUUUGGAGCCUCAAACUGUGUGCCAUGUUUCUGAGCUUUACUUUGAUGUGAAGAAAAUGUUAAGGCACUUCCAAGUCAGUGUGACUCUGGACCCAGACACAGCUCAUCAUGAACUAAUUCUGUCUAAGGAUCGGAGACAUGUGACCCGUGGAGGCAGACGGAAGAAGUAUUUCAGUUCUAAAAGAUUCUGUUCCUUACCCUGUGUCCUGGGCUGUGAGGGCUUCACCUCAGGAAGACAUUACUUUGAAGUGGACGUGGGAGAAGGAUCUGGGUGGGACUUAGGAGUUUGUCUGGAAAAUGUGCACAGGUACAGGGACAUGACCCCAGAGCCUCAGUCUGGCUUCUGGGCCAUCAGACUCUGCCAGGAGAAUGGCUACAUGGCCCUUAUCUCUCCCCCAACUCCCCUUCCAUUGAUGGAGCGGCCCCUGCUAGUGGGAGUUUUUCUGGACUGUGAGGUUGGACUUGUGUCCUUUUACAACAUGAACACUGGCUCCCACAUCUUCACCUUCCCAAGGGCCUCCUUCUCUGGUACUCUUCGGCCUUAUUUCCAGGUUAAUCAUUCUUCUCCUUUGUUCCUCCCUCCACCCCUGGAGUCAAUUUAAAAGAGUCUCUUUGUUUCCCGAUGUAGAAAUAUAACGUCAGUCCUAUUAGGUCAGGACUUGUUCUGUUUUGUCAUUUGCUCUUUCCUUUUACCUGAACCAGCGCUGAGUUCUCAGUGGACACUCAGUGAGUGUGCCAUGACUGCUGGACACAGCCAUUGUGCAGACAGCGCAGAAGAUCAGCCUGACCAGCGGGGAAUCGAGAGAACAGCAGGGUCAUCCCUCGUGCUCUCCCCCGUCACUGGGUCAGAUCUCUGACCUGCCAGGGUCCUGAUCUCUCGCUGGGUGUCUGGCCUCUUCAAUUUCAUGUCAAGUUUUCACGCUCCAUCAAUGUUGUAGUUUGGGUUAGUAGUUGCUUUUGUUUCUGGACAAACCAUCCCACUGUAUGGAUAUCACGCAUCGUGUGUGCCCGUUCAUCAAAGGAUGGACAUUGGUUGUUUCCACUUUGGGGCGAGUUCAAAUGAUGCCAUUGAGAACAGUGCUGUACAAGUUUUUGUGUGAUUAUGGUGCAAUUUGGAGGUUUAUACCUAGGAGUAGAAUUGCUACUUCCUAUGAUAAUUGGUUCAACUUUUUUUUGUGAGAUUUAUUUAUAGAAGAACUGAGGUACAGGCCAGAUGUGAUGGAGGGUGAGCAGAUUCACCAGAGAGAGAGCGGGGAACAGAACAGGCAGGCUGACUAAAUACACUGCUGAGGGGAGCAGCGGGUGUGACAGGUGAGGUCUCCCGAGCCAUGUGGGACUUCGCCGGCCUGCCAGGAUCCAACCGGUGCUGCAGAGGCUGGGAGAGCUUCACAGUGUGGCGCUCAACUGCCUGCUCCACCAAGGGAGGCCCAAGUUGUUCAUCUUUUAUGGAACUGUUUUCCAAGUGAUGCCCGAAUUGUCAGGCCUAGUCUCCUAGCCAGGAUGGGAUUUCAGGCUGCAGGGCAGCAGGGCAGCUUUGAGCACCAGCCACUAGACCCCCCACGGGGUCUAGGAACUUCAAAGAUGCCCAGGCAAGCAAGCGAGAAGAGGCAGGUUUGUUUAGAGAAAGAAAAAGUUUAUUGAGGAGAAAAAGAACAGAAAUAAAGUGGGACUCCCAGGCCAGGGAACCAGGCCUGGGAGGGGCAAGGAAGCCAAAGUGAAGUCCUGUCUCAGGGAAUAUAUACUUUCUUUCCCUGAUUAUUCUAAAGCUCCACCAGUCUCUUUGUAAUUGGUUAGUUCUCGGCUGUCUCACUUAAUUUGCUACUGAGUAGGGGAUCUUCACAUUCCUUAUCUAAUAGGUUUGUCUUUCCCCAUUUGUUACAUCUUUAUCUUUAUGGCCUAGUCUUCCGGGAGAGCAUCUCCACACCUUAUUUUUAUCACCUGAAGAAAACCAGGACCAUCCUUAACAAGAUUGUCUGUGGUGCUAGGAUGUUUGUUUUCCCCCUAUUGUUAACAAUGGUCCUAGGAUGUUUGUUUUUCCCAGUGGAAUUGGUUACAUUUCCUUGGUUGUCCUUAUCUCUGAAGCCUCCCUAAAUUCUUCAGAGGUCCCCUCCUGCACUGUCCCUGAAACUGCCUAAUUUCUAGCUUACCCUGUGUCUCACGACAACAUAGUAUAUCCUCACAUGCCAUGUAUGACAUUCCAAUUUCUCUACAUUUUAUUGUGGGUAUUUUUAAAUGUAACUAUGCUAAUGGAUAGUAAGUGCUGUCUCCUUGAGAUUUUGUUUUUUUCUGGCUUUUGCAUUUUCCUAAUGAGUGGUGAUGGUGACAGCUUCAUGGCUAAUUGUGUGUCUUUUUGGAAUUAUCUCUAUUCACAUACAUUGCCCAUUUUAGUUGGGUAAUUUGUAUUUUGGUUUGUAAUAACUUCUGUAUGCUAAUUACAGUUCUAGGUAUGUCCCUUAUCAGCCUAAUAAUUUUAGAAACUUUCUAUCAUUCUCUGAGUUCUCUUUUACAUUCUUGAUGGAGUCCUAAGAAGCUCAUCUCAGUAUCCUUGUUAUAUUGAACUUUUAUUACUUGUGCUUUGGUGUCAUCCAGAUAACCAUUGGGAACCCAAGGGAACAAGAGUUUUUCUCUCUUUUCUUCCAAAAGGUUUUAACCAUUUCAGUUCUUACACUUAGAUCUUUGGUUCAUUUUGGGGACUCCAGUGAUCUGUCCACUCUGUUCUUUGAAAUUCUCCAUCCUACACUCCUCAUACACAGGAAGGGAUGCACUGAGGGAGGGGCUCUUUCUGGCCUCCCCUGAGCUGUCUCAGUACAUCACACACAUCUCAUGAAGCACUGGGUUCUCCCCACUUAGGGAACAUGUCUCUAAAAUCUCUUCUACCUCCUCUCCCCUCUCAACCCUGAGCUCUGCAUGAUCCCUUCCCUCACACAGCAGGUGCCAGUGGGGGCAGUGGUCAUAAGACAGACCCUGACAUGAGCUUGUCUUUGUCUGGCUGCUGCUGUGUGGGGGUGGUUGAUCACCUGUGGGGUCCCUCAGCUCCUUUCCUGGUCCUUUGACUAUGGGGAGCCACGCUACUCAUGUUGUCUGACAAAAGUCCAGGCAUGGGGCAGAUUUCUGGAAAAUCAGGAAUCUUGUUAGCUGACUCCAAGAUUCUCCUCAUUUGUUUAUGGCUAGUUUCUACCAUUGCUAAAAUACGCAUUUAAAAGUAAAACUGCAAAUACUGAUCAAUCACUGAAUAACCAGUUUGAUGACAAAUGGCACUGCAUGAUACAAAUAUCACAUUUUUUAUAAAAUUAGUAGUUAUCUGCCAAAAGGCAGCAAUUCAACAUUUGGCCUUACAUUAACAAAUUAAAAAGAAAACUUCUGGGAACAAAAGGCUGUAAACAUCCCUAGGCCAAGUCUUUGAUAUGGAGAUGUGGUCUUUUGAGGCAAGGGCUAAUUGGAGAAGGAAAUUUAUUUACUUUAAAGUAAAAGAUAGCAGUUGGGUGGCAGAGGAGAGCCAUGCUCCAAGUGUAAGAAAAUUCCUAAUAAACCAGGAGGCGCCAUAGCUGACUCCUGCUAAAUUCUUCCUGUUUGUUUAGGGCUAAUUUCCCUGGAGGUGACAAUUGGUAUGGUAGCUGUUAGAGUGUGCAUUCAAGAAUAAGUCAACAGCAAUUUUGUGACUGGUUGAGCUAGUAACCACGGCAGCACAAAUAAUCCACUCGGAAAUGGUUAAUGUUACAACUACUGAUAUGUCACCUAUCGACCAUUUUUGAGAAUCAAAGGCUAUAACCAUCUCUGCUCCUGCCCCUGAUGAAAUAUUUGUAGUUCCUUAAAACAACAACCAGCAAUCUUAUAGAUAAGGAAAUUGUCCCUUGAUCUUAAAGUUAAAUACGGAAUCUAGGCUGACUAAAUAAAGUAGAGGAGUAAUAGGUAGAAAACUCUUUGUUUAGAUUAGGAGAAUUCCUCCCUCAAUUUGUUAGGGGGAAAGGAUGUCCUGAAGCUAAUUCCAUACAGGCUUUGUGGACUCCACCUCCACCCCAGGUCAAAAACUGGGAACUCCAAAUCCUAUCACCACCAAAGGGAAGGCAGCCAGGUUGAUAUAAAGCCAGACACGUGGGCUUUAGAGGGGAUUCCCCCAUUUUGGCUCUCCACCAGCUCGCAGCGUCCGGCCAGCUCUGAGAGUGACUUUGGGUUUCCAGGUCAGCGGAUCGGGUAGGACGCAUUAAAGACUUUAUUUCCCUAUUUUCUCCCUGAGUUGUACAUUUUCCUUAUUUCCUUUUCCUUUGUAAAUAAACCUUUUAUUAACCUUGUGUGUGUGCCUGUAGUGGAGUAUUCAUAAGUCCCUUUUAAGCGCCCUGGUGAGGACUCACAGCCAGGCAACCCAUUCAUUUAUCGGGGCUGCUCUAUAACAAAUUGAGAGCUGGGGGCUAGGGAAGAGUCAGUGCGGCUUGCCUGGCAUUUGCGCCCUCCAGGCACUUGGUUCCUUAAUAUCAAAUCAAUAUAAAAGCAAUAUACUAUAGAUGAUGAUUUCUAUAUAAAAGCCUUCUGUUUUUUACUUUAAUCAAUUAGUUAUACAUUAGUCUAAACUUUAUAGGUUAGUUAGAAAAAAUCCCUUUGUUUCCCCUCCCCCAGGUAACUUCCUGCCCUUUGUCUCCCCAGCCCAUAGUUAAUCCUUCACCAUGGCAAACAUAGAAAUGUUAGUUACAGUCACUUAAGCCUUUUGCUAGUAAUAAAAUGACUGAUUGUUUAAGGUAAAUGACUAUUCUAAGAACACUUUUGUUUAGCAACUGUGUCUUCUUUAAAACAAAGAAUAAUAAACAUGACCACCUCUGCAGCAGGGCAAAUAGCCCCUUGGCUGUUCUUGAGAAAGAUGUGAUGAUUGUUAUCUUCCUGCCUUAAUGCAUAUGCUUAUGCACUCUCCAGGUUUGCUUGAAAUAUAUAAGUAAAGGCUGCUGAGACCCUCAGCAGGAUACCUGCACCCUGACCAAGUGUCCAAAUCUCCUCAUUAUCCUUCCCCAUCCCUCACGAUUUCGCCAACGCCAUCCCAUCCUUCAGGAACACCUGACACCCAGACUGCUACAGCUGGCUCGCAACAUUUGACAAGACAGCUUGUAACAGGGUGGUCCCCAGGAAAGGGGGAGGUUCCCUGCCCCACCCAAGGGAGGGUGGAGCUGAGCAGGAAGAGGAGAAGCUGCAGAAGAGACUGAGGAAGGAAGCAGGAUGGAGCCAGGAGACCUGGAAGAGGAGCAUGGAGCCUAGAGACAAGUAAAGAAACUGCGCUUGUCUUUUGGUCGUAGACUGGGUGACACAGAUGUGGGUGAGACCUGUGGGGAGGUGACGAUGGCAGCUUUUAUCUGGAUGUUGAUUUUGCUCUUUUCCUUCCGGGCU